Molecule: messenger RNA, 429 nt
Organism: Talaromyces stipitatus ATCC 10500
Lineage: Eukaryota; Fungi; Ascomycota; Eurotiomycetes; Eurotiales; Trichocomaceae
Product: malate dehydrogenase, putative
Exons: 5
Coding region: 1-429 (142 amino acids)
Cellular component (GO): cytoplasm
Molecular function (GO): L-malate dehydrogenase (NAD+) activity
Source: RefSeq, a predicted model, not a curated record
AUGGUUAAAGGCAGGUAUGACUUAGCUCAGUCCCAAGGCUUUCGUGCUCAUCGUCUCCAGCCCCGUCAACCCUACCGUCCCAUCUCCGCCGAGGUCCUCAAGGCUGCUGGUGUAUUCGACCCCAAGCGUUUCUUCGGUGUUACCACUUUGGAUGUUGUUCGUGCCGAGACCUUCUCCAGGAGUACAGUGGCCAGAAGGACCCCUUACAGACCACUAUCCCUGUUGUUGCCAAGCCAAGCCAGGCCUGCUUUCGAGCUCCCUGCCGACAAAUACGAUGCUCUCGUGAACAGAGUCCAAUUUAGUGGUGGUGAGGUUGUCAAGGCUAAGGACGGUGCUGCCUCAGCUACCUUUUCUAUGGCCUAUGCUCGCUUCAGAUUCGCCGAGAGCGUGAUCAAGGCACUGAACCAGCGAUAUGGGGUUAGCCCAUAA